CGGGAGUGGCGGCGGCGGAGGGACGCUGAGGGCGGCCAUGGUGCGGAUCACUGAAGAUCUUGUUAGAAAACGUGCAGAACAUAACAACUGUGAAAUUUUUUCACUGGAAGAAAUCUCUCUACAUCAGCAGGAAAUAGAAAAACUGGAGUAUCUUGACAAAUGGUGUCGAGAUUUAAAAAUUCUCUAUCUUCAGAAUAAUCUAAUUCCAAAAAUUGAAAAUGUGGGCAAACUAAAGAAGCUGGAAUAUUUAAAUGUAGCUUUGAACAACGUUGAAAGAAUUGAAAAUCUUGAAGGCUGUGAAGAACUGAAGAAACUUGACCUGACAGCAAAUUUCAUUGGUGAACUCUCCAGUAUUGAAACCCUAAAAUAUAAUAUACAUCUGAAGGAACUGUUUCUAGUGGGUAACCCAUGUACUGAAUUUGAAGGUUAUAGACAAUUUGUAGUGGCAACUCUUCAUCAAUUAAAAUGUUUGGAUAGUAAAGAAAUAGAACGUUCGGAGAGGAUUAAAGCACUUCAAAUCUAUCCAGAAGUGAAGCAGAAAAUCAGAGAACAGGAACAAGCUUACCUUCUCAAAAGGGCCAGAGAAAAAGAAGAGGCUCAGAGAAGAAUGCAAGAAAGAAAGAAUAAAAAACAAAACCAAAUUGAAACUAAACUUGGAUUUGACAGCCCAGACUCCCCACAGGACAAAGAAAACCGUCAGUCAGAAGGAGAUGGAGAACAACAAAUGUUGAGAACAGUUGAAGAUGAUGAAGAAGACAGAAGAUUUUGGGAGGAGCCUACACCAUAUACUCCAGAAUCUAGAUUAGAAACUCACAGAUAUAUUGAAGAAAAACGAAGAGCUAAAGACAGUGUAAGGGAAUCAAAAAAGAGAGAGAAGCCUCCUUGGACAUUGGUCACUGCAGAAGGAAAAGUUCUGAAUGUGAACGUGCCUAAGCUUCAUUUCUCUUUGAAAGAUGAUGAAGAAAACAACCAGAUCAUCUUGGAUCUUGCUGUUUACAGACAUUUGGACACUUCUCUUCUUGAUGUUGAUGUCCAACCAACUUACGUACGAGUGCUGGUGAAGGGAAAGCCAUUUCAGUUUGUGCUCCCCGAGGAAGUGAAGCCAGACAGCAGCUCUGCUAAAAGAUCACAAACAACUGGUCAUUUAGUUGUCAGCAUGCCAAAGGCUAAAGAAAUAAUCCUGGCUAAACAAAAAGUAUCAACUUCAGUUAAACAUUCUGACUGCAAUACACCUCAAAAAAAUGCAAGAAGGAGCAGACAAGUUGAGAAAUUAGAAGUGGAUCCUAGUAAAUAUUCAUUCCCCGAUGUGACAAAGAUAAUUCAAGAAAGGGAGCGAACUGGACAAGGACCUAUUAAGUUAGAGCCAGAGAGGAUUACAGAGACUAAGAAGAGUGACACUGAUUUUGAAAAUAAUGAAGAUGUUCCUCCCUUAAUUUGAAACAUUCUUAAAUAGUCCCUCUACAUGUGGCGAGUAUACUUGAGAUUUUUCUAUGCCCUGUGUGUAAAUAUAAUAUAGCUGAAGUUAGAAAAUAUUACAUUUCUUAUCAAUAACUUUGUUAUGUCUGUGUUUUCUGCAGCAUUUUCUAUUAGCAUAUAGAAUACUUUAGAUAUUGCUAUAUACAUUCUUUUUUUUCUAUAUUGUUUACUUAGUAAGUCUCAAAUUAGAAUCUGAACCAUGUAAGUCAGACAUUGUUUCUUCAGAGAAUUUACUGUCUAGCUUGAAAGAUGGCAUAUUACUGUAGAAAAAGAGAAGGAAUGAAGAAAGCACUUGUAACAAGAUUUGUGAUUAUUCUUACUAAACUGAAGAUUGCAAAAAUCUAUAUGUAUUCCU
Molecule: messenger RNA, 1831 nt
Organism: Tyto alba (common barn owl)
Lineage: Eukaryota; Metazoa; Chordata; Aves; Strigiformes; Tytonidae
Gene: DNAAF11
Product: dynein axonemal assembly factor 11
Exons: 12
Coding region: 38-1438 (466 amino acids)
Biological process (GO): outer dynein arm assembly
Cellular component (GO): cytoplasm
Molecular function (GO): protein binding
Source: RefSeq, a predicted model, not a curated record